Portunus trituberculatus (swimming crab) is the source of this 4266-nucleotide messenger RNA. RefSeq names its product mitochondrial potassium channel ATP-binding subunit-like. The transcript is spliced from 17 exons. Bases 211 to 2349 code for a protein of 712 amino acids. Gene Ontology annotation, molecular function: ATP hydrolysis activity; ABC-type oligopeptide transporter activity; ATP binding. Gene Ontology annotation, cellular component: membrane. Gene Ontology annotation, biological process: transmembrane transport. The record is from RefSeq and is a predicted model, not a curated record. Lineage: Eukaryota; Metazoa; Arthropoda; Malacostraca; Decapoda; Portunidae.
UUCCUUUUCUUGCAAUCCGUUGUAAACACGGAAAGAAAAGGAAGCGCACUCAACACACAAAAAUAUACCAAAACAAACCCGAAGGACAGUGUACGUACAAUCGCCGCAGGGUUAUUCCACGAGAGCUUCUGAUGAAGAUUACAGGAAGUAGCAACCUAAAGUGACCAGGACCAAGUGACAGGACAGAGUUCUGGCCAGUGCAACACCAGCAUGAUGUUGCUGGGAUGUGGAUCUCCAGCUCAACAGGCCUUGGCGCAAGUGAAGCAUGGGUUGUCUCUUGUCAGAUCAUCAAAAAUGUGUGUUCGUUUUCCUCUGAGACAAGGAAGAGUUGGGAACUUUAGAAACUUAUCCGUGAGUGAGGCAGCACAAACAGUAAGGGGCAGUGGAUUGCCUGGUGGAGGUGUGUCUCUCCUCCUCAGAGUAUCCAUUGGGACAGGAUGCUUUUUCACUAUAAAGGCUUUGACUACUCCAGUCUUCAGUGAGUGUAAGGCCCACAAACCAGCCAAAGAAAUAUAUGAUCGAAGGCUGGGAGCUGAGGACAGUAAGGACACAAAAGAUCCUCCUUUUGACUGGCUUGCUUUCUGGCACUUACUAAAGCCUCAACUGCAUCACUUCUUGGCAGCUGUAGUAAGUGCUCUAGUUGUCUCUUUGGCAAACAUUCAAGUACCAAUCUUGCUGGGAGAGGUGGUGAAUGUGGUGGCCAGGUUUACCAGUGAGACAGCAAGGGAAAGCAGGAGUUUUCCCCAGGAAAUUGCUGUCCCUGUGCUUAAACUAGUAAAAUAUUAUUUCAUUCAGGCUGCCUUCACCCUCUCCUACAUUUCCUUCCUAACACGCAUGGGAGAGCGGAUAGCAGAUGACCUCCGAAAGCAGCUGUUUGCCACACUCCUCAAGCAAGAUAUGGCAUUUUAUGACCAACAUAAAACUGGUGAACUAGUCAACAGAUUAACUGCAGAUGUACAGGACUUCAAGAGUUCUUUUAAACUUUGCAUAUCACAAGGAAUGCGAAGUGUUACUCAGAUUAUUGGGUGUGGAAUCUCCUUGUACAUGAUCUCACCCCAGCUGGCUGGUCUAACUGGAGUGUUUGUACCUGUAGUUAUUGGAGUUGGCACUGCACUUGGCUCUCUACUUCGCUCUUUGUCGCGGGAAGCUCAGCAUCAGGUUGCUCGUGCCACUGCAGUAGCUGAUGAAUGCCUGGCUAACAUGCGGACAGUCCGAGCUUUUGCCAUGGAAGACAGUGAGAAAAAUUUAUUCACUCAAGAAUUAGAUAAAUCAAGGCAGCUAAAUGAGGCUCUUGGCAUGGGCAUUGGUAUCUUUCAGGCAGGUUCAAACUUGUUCCUGAAUGGUAUAGUCUUGGGAUGUCUAUGGUGUGGAGGUCAGCUCAUGGCUACUAGUCAGCUGCAGCCUGGUGACCUCAUGUCCUUUUUGGUUGCUGCUCAAACAAUACAGAAGUCCCUAGCCCAGCUGGGCAUCAUGUUUGGCACAUAUGUGAGGGGCAUCAGUGCUGGAGCAAGGGUCUUUGAGUAUGUCAAGCUUCAGCCAACGAUACCAAUGAAAGGUGGGAAGAUAAUUCCCUAUCACACUUUGAUGGGCAACAUUGAAUUCAGAAAUGUGUCAUUUGCAUAUCCUACACGAUCUGACCAGGAAGUGCUUGGUGACUUCAGCCUGAUCAUCCCAGCUGGCAGCAUCGUGGCCCUGGUUGGAGUGUCAGGUGGAGGCAAAUCCACUGUUGCUCAGCUUUUGGAGAGGUUCUAUGAUGUGAGUAGUGGAUCCAUAACCAUUGAUGGGGAGGACCUACGUACCCUUGAUCCCUCUUGGCUGCGUGGUCGUGUCAUUGGUUUCAUCAACCAGGAACCAGUGCUCUUUGCUACCUCAAUCAUGGAGAAUAUUCGUUACGGCUUUCCAGAUGCAACAGAUGCUGAGGUAAUUGAAGCUGCUAAGAAAGCCAAUGCUCACAACUUCAUCAAGGCUUUUCCUAGUGGCUAUAACACGGUGGUAGGAGAACGAGGGGUGACUGUGUCUGGUGGACAAAAACAACGCAUUGCCAUUGCACGAGCACUGUUGAAGAACCCUAGGAUUUUGGUGCUGGAUGAGGCUACCAGUGCCCUGGAUGCAGAGUCUGAGGCAGUAGUGCAGGCUGCGUUGGAAAGUUGCCUUGAGGGCCGAACAGUGCUUGUUAUUGCCCACCGCUUGUCCACCAUCCAAAAAGCUGAUCUAAUUGCAGUUAUGUCUCAUGGGAAGUUAGCUGAGACCGGGAAACAUGAGACUCUGAAGAAGGCUGGAGGAAUCUAUGCUGAGCUGAUCCGCCAGCAGCAGAGGGAAGAGAAAGCCAGCAAAACUUGGGGUUUUUGAUUGAAGUGAUCUUUUAGGAAGGUUGGUGUAGAUAUUUUCAUGAUCCUUAGGGUGUAUUUAACUUAUUUAAAAAAUUGUAUAUAUUGUAUUUGAUUUUGUGAAUAAAUAAUUUAUUUGCAUAUUCAUUGCAUUUGACAAUAUUCAUUUAAGAAUAAUUUUUUCAAUGUAAGUAGUUAACAGUAGAGAGGAACAGUUCAUGUAAAAACAACUCAGGUAAUACAAAUAGUGCUUCAUUGCCAUCACUCACUAUUACCAGUGUUUAUUUGUAUAUUUAUUCAAAGAUUUUUUAAAAUAUUACUCUAAAAUUUAUAUAUAUUUUGUUUUGUUUAUUUUAUUUUUUUAUUUUUUAUUUAUUUAUUUGUUUAUAUAUUUAUUUAUUUGUUCAUAUAUUCAUUUAUUUAUUAUUAUUUAUUUAUUAUUUAUUUAUUUAUUUUUGUUUUUAUUUAUUUUUUUUUUUUUGCCAGCUAUUUUAGUUAUUUUUAUAGGAUAGCAAUGAUCAGUAGUUUUUGAAAGAUAUAUAAGCCUACAAAACAGCAGCAUGGUUAAAACAAGAUGCCAACCUUCUUUAGAUUUUAGUAAAUUUAAAUUUAGAUAUAAUUUUGCUGAUUUGGUUUUGUAAACAUUUUUAAGGAUUGGGGCAAUUUUGUGGGGGUUUCAAGCAACAAAAUAAUCUGGACAGUUUCUGCAGAAGAAAGACCUAAGUACAGUGGAGACUAAAUACUCGAACAUCUAAAAUUUCUAAAUAGUCAAACUUUUCAAUACUUGAAUGCAAAAGUUUGAUUUAAUACUCGAAAAAAUACCAAUAGUCGAAAGUCCACACGUGGUUGUAAACAAAGGCUCCCUGGCCUCUCCCUCCCCUCCUUCUGCCAGUUGUGCUGCUGCAGAAUAACAUUCUUAUGCAUUCUGGCUGUAGUUCUUCAUUUGUAAACUUACAUUAACACCAAAGGCUUUUUAGUGGUGAAAAUAUCUGGUAAUCAAAUGGCUGCACAUUUGGUUGUAUACAAAGCUCUGUCCUCUCCUUUCUUGUAGCUGCCAUUGUUCCGUUCUGAUACCGUAUCAUUGGUAAUACUGGUAAUCUGGUAUACCAGAUGCCGGCGUGCAUCCCUAGUCCUGCCAGUCUUGAGAAAAACAACAUUAUUCCGCGUUCUGUUGUUAGAAACGUACAGUGACUUCAAAGAGGCUUAUUAGUGAUGAAAAUAAGGAAUCUGGUGAGAGUGCAAGUGUUAGUGAGCCACAUUCCUCCACUAGUGGAUUCACAGGAAGCACACCAGGAGAAAAGUUACGAAGACCUUUUCAUGGAUGGUGACUGGUCCUCCAACAACUUCUCACCUUCUCCCCACCCUUCUCCCCUCCAGCCUUCACUUGCAGUAUACACAAAUCAAAAUCAUAAAAAAAAAAAUACAUUGAAAUUUUUAUAAACUUGAGGUUUUGCUUAGAUUAGAACAAAUUACUUGAUUUAUAGUUAUCGAUAGUCGAACUUUUGGAUACGCGAACAGCCAUUUGGAACAAAUUAAGUUAGAGUAUUGAGUCUCCACUGUACUUACAAAAGAACCAGUGACUUGUGACCUCAUUGAUACAAGAAAACUAGUUCCAGAGUCCAAUUACCAUAUUGAGCAUUAAUCAUCUCUAAAAUGCAAGCAGAAUGUUCCACACUUAAUAAUUUCUAUGAGCCAAAGUUCAUAAACAGCCUCAAAAAAAGGUCAUGCACAGCCAUAUCAUUCUGAAAAUAUCAGAUUUGUGUCAUGGAGAGCUGUAAGGCAUGAAAUUAGGCAAUGCCAGGGAUUCCACCCCAAAGACAAUGACAUUAUAUUUUGUAAUGCAGUGAAAUAAAAUCUUGAUAAAUCAGGAAAUGCAGUGCUGUGGCAGAAGUUGUAACACUUGAUAUGAAAAAUAAAAUAGACAAGAAGCAAACCCUGA